Sinocyclocheilus anshuiensis is the source of this 1739-nucleotide messenger RNA. RefSeq names its product E3 ubiquitin-protein ligase TRIM58. The record is from RefSeq and is a predicted model, not a curated record. The coding region runs from base 54 to 1739 and encodes 561 amino acids. The transcript has 8 exons. NCBI's taxonomy places the organism in Eukaryota, Metazoa, Chordata, Actinopteri, Cypriniformes, Cyprinidae. Gene Ontology annotation, molecular function: protein binding; zinc ion binding.
CCAGACCAGGACGGCCAUUGUGGUCAGUGGUAUUCGACUACAACAGACUGCUGAUGCAACGCAUUAUGGAAGUAAAAUUGGCUGUGAAUGCAGGAAUGGCAUCUCCCACCAGCAUGUUAGUGGAGGAGCAGGUGCACUGUUCCAUCUGUCUGGAUGUGUUUAUAAACCCUGUCUCGAUCCCUUGUGGACACAACUUCUGCAUGGCCUGCAUCGGCAGCUACUGGAAGUCCAGUGCCCUCUUCAUGUGUCCGAUGUGCAAAAAGACUUUCUUCAAACAACCAGACAUCAGCAUCAACACAGUGCUGAGGGAAAUCGCUGAGAAGUUUAAAGAAAUGAAAACCAACCCAGUCGCGAGCCUUCAGAAGACAACGCAACCGGACCCAGGACAGAGCCCUGUGGAACUCCCCACAGAAAUGCCUGAACUGAUUCCUCCUAAUGGGCCGUGGGCCCAGGUGGUGUCCUGUGAUGUGUGCACUGGCCCUCAGCGACAAGCAGUAAAGUCCUGCUUGGUGUGUUUGACGUCUUACUGUGAGGAGCACUUAAAGACCCACACUUCCCGCUUCACCAAACACAAGCUGAUCGAACCUGUGCAGAACCUGGAGGACCGUAUGUGUAAGAAACAUGAGAGGUUACUUGAGCUGUUCUGUAAGAAGGAUCAGACCAUAGUGUGUGUGCUGUGCACAGAGAUGGACCACAGGGCACAUUACACUGUUCCUGUUGAACGAGAGUGGACCGAGAAAAAGGCCUUGUUUAGGAAAACUGAAGCUGAAGUUCAACAGAUGAUCCAGGAGCGACUGAAGAAAGUUGAUGAUAUCAAACACUCAUUAGAGUUGAACAAGAGCAGCGCGCAGAGAGAAAUCGAGGACAGCAUGCAGGUGUUCUCGGACCUGAUCCGAGCGGUCCAGAAGGUCCAGGCCGAACUGGUGCUGGACAUCGAGGAGAAACAGAGGAAGACCGAGAGCUGGGCCAACGGACAAAUACAAGAACUAGAGCAGGAAAUAGAUGUUCUGAAACUGAGGAACACAGAGUUAGAGUAUCUCUCACACACUGAAGACCACAUUCACUUCCUGCAGAACUUUCCAUCGUUAAUGUCUCACCCCCACACUAAAGACUGGUCUGAGACCUGUGUGUAUGCGGAUCCGUGUGUGGGCACCACCAGAAGAGCUGUGCUCAAACUGGUGGAGACACUUACUGAAGAAGUAGAAAAACUUGCAGAAAUAGAGCUGAACAGGGUUCAGAACUACUCAGUGGACAUCACCUUUGACCCGGACACGGCGAACCCCUGGCUGCAGCUGUCCGAGGACGGCCGUCAGAUGCGUCACCUGGGCUCGUGGCAGGACCUGGCCGACACACCUGAGCGCUUCGAUACGGUGGUGAUCGCUCUCAGCCGCGAGGGACUGUCCUCCGGACGCCGUUACUGGGAGGUCCAGGUGGGCGAGAAGGACGACUGGUACAUCGGUGUGGCCCUGGCGUCCGUCAACAGAAAAGGCAGGAUUUCGGUGAGCACAGCUCAAGGCUACUGGGCUCUAGCCAUGAAGAAAGGCCAGGAAUAUCGCGUUUCUUCCUCUCCACCCCUCCUGCUCUCCAUCGAGCCCAAGCUGAAGAGAGUGGGCGUCUAUGUGGACUACGAAGAAGGACAGGUGUCGUUCUAUGACGUACAAAACAAAAGUCACAUCUACACCUUUAUGGACUCUUUUAAAGAGAAACUCUUCCCGUUUUUCUACCUCUACUGCUGCUGA